AUGGGAAUUAUUGGAAGUGGAUGUGAAGUCAUGCAAUAUGCAUGGCCCAAGAUCACUGUAUCCUUCUCCAUCCGAGAGAAUGGUGAGACGGUACCGUCAGACUUGGAAGACCCACCGGUAGUGCUCUUUGGACCCCACCGAUCUUGGAAGGGGCUCCUCAACACUUACCCAGUAGAUUUGUUGGUGAUCGAGCGAGGUAACUACAAGCAACCCAGUGGUAGCCCCCGUCGAGAACCAUGGGAGGACAUGGUGGAGUCCGUGCCUCCCGAAAAGCGACCAAAACUCGUCAUUGAAUGUUGGCGCUCUGAUCCAACUCUAUGGCAAUAUGGCCCAACCAGCAAGGCAACCACCACCAGAUGGAGAGACAUUGGCUACUACGUCAAUUGCCAAACUAUCAAUGCAACUUCCAUCGGUGGAGCCAUCAACCAAGAGAGACCCCUAGUGGCCCGCACUCGAGCUGACAUUGGAGCACAAUGGGUGUGGGACAACCUGGACAGAGAUCUAGCUGUGAUUCGACCCAUGGAAAAUCUACUCACACCACCCGGUUUGGUACCAAGAGGCUCCUACUCUAACAACGGCACCAACCACACUCCGUAUUCACUACACGACCCUAUGCCCAACCAAAUAGGAGCAUACAUUUGCACUGAAAAAGGAGUUCGGAGAUUUUGA
This is a messenger RNA of Cylindrotheca closterium, 669 nucleotides long. NCBI's taxonomy places the organism in Eukaryota, Bacillariophyta, Bacillariophyceae, Bacillariales, Bacillariaceae. The record is from the annotation of a GenBank genome assembly.